AGGUAUUCAAGGCUUCAUGGUUAUCACAGAAGGUUUUUUUUUCCUACUCAUAACUCAAACACAUACCGGCGUGAACUAUGGCUGCUCCCCAGAUCUCCCUUUCCGAGUUGAGGCGAGGACGUUGUGCUCGGAUCGUUGUGACACGCCUGCUCCGAUUUUGGGAAGCUAGGAAUGCUAAGAAGGGCGGUGAACUAAUGGGUCUCGAUAUGCUUCUGUUGGAUGAUCAGUCUUCUCUUAUCCAAGCAUCUGUUUCUGUCCAUCGGCUUAACACAUUCCGAGAACUUCUACGUGAAGGAGCUAUGUAUGAGCUUAGUGGAUUUGAUGUGACUAGAAGCAGCAAUCAUUUCAAGCUUUGUGAUUUUGUUGUGUCUAUCCGGCUGAACGAGUUUACAAAGAUGGUUGAAGUGGCCGCAGUUGAUAAUCCGAUCCCUACUGAGCUGUUCAGGUUCCGAACUCUUGAGGAACUCAUGGCGUUAGCUAACACUAACGUUCAUCUUCCAGACAUCAUUGGUGAGGUUUCUGAUAUCAGGACAACGUACAAUGAUCACGCUCAGACAACUCAGCGAGUGAUGGUUACUAUCAAAGUAUAUAACGAUGCAACUGUGUGCGUCAGUGUUUUCGACAGUGUAGCUGAGCUACUCCACAAGAGGCUGGAGGCUGGUGUUGUCCAACCUAGAGUGAUGGUGGCUACGAACAUCAAUCCUAAGUUUGUAGGAGGUCGACUUUAUCUCAAUGCUAUCUCUGGGACUCAUUUUUAUUUUGACGUGACGGCAAGCCGGACUCUAUUUUGACGUUGUCUUCCAAACCCGACAAUGACUCCACAAGUGGGAAG
This is a messenger RNA of Brassica rapa (field mustard), 832 nucleotides long. RefSeq lists its product as uncharacterized. Lineage: Eukaryota; Viridiplantae; Streptophyta; Magnoliopsida; Brassicales; Brassicaceae. The record is from RefSeq and is a predicted model, not a curated record.